Molecule: messenger RNA, 2717 nt
Organism: Schistocerca cancellata (South American locust)
Lineage: Eukaryota; Metazoa; Arthropoda; Insecta; Orthoptera; Acrididae
Product: zinc finger protein 708-like
Exons: 7
Coding region: 57-2138 (693 amino acids)
Biological process (GO): regulation of transcription by RNA polymerase II
Cellular component (GO): nucleus
Molecular function (GO): DNA-binding transcription factor activity, RNA polymerase II-specific; RNA polymerase II cis-regulatory region sequence-specific DNA binding
Source: RefSeq, a predicted model, not a curated record
CGGCUGAGAGGGUGACGUGUUGUCAGGAACAGUUUCUCUAUACAGUGAUCUCCAUCAUGUACUUCGUGACUAACGAUAAAAGGCGGACAGUGAAAUUCAAACAUUGGCUAUACUGUAGAACUGAAGCCAUGGACCAGGAGCCAACUAUGUGGAUAAAAAAAGAGGGAACAGAUGAAGUACAAACUGAGUUAUGCUUCAUGGCCCAAGUUUACCCAUGCAGCAUGAAUGUAAAAGAAGAGUUGGAGGAGGGUGCGAAUAAAGAGUUUCUUGAAGACCCAUUAAGGGCUGACGACCAUAGUGUUUGGGUAAAGCAAUAUCCCGAACUGAAACAACAUGCUGCUGGAUCUGAGCAUAAUUCUGUUGAAGAUCCAUUGGGAAUAUUUUGGUCCACUGAUUUCAUCAAGGAGGAUCCUGAAUUAAAUUUGGAAAUGAAUAUAACUGAGAAUACUGUGGGAACCUCAGCAAGAUACGAAUCUGAUAGUGCAAGAUUUACUCAGACUACUGGUGGGAGCUGCAGCAAAUCAUGUGAGGAAACUUGUCACCAUAGACUGGUCCAGGAAGAGUUGGUGAUAGACAUGGAGAAGUCAACACAUGGGUUCAGUACCAAUACAGAAGAUGUGACUGUUGAUAAGGAAUGCUCAGUUGCCACCCGAUAUGACUGCAGUACGAGGGAAAAGGAAUUACAUGUAUAUAGCUGUAAUUUCUGCCAACAGAGCUUUCCUUCAAAAUACAGACUCAUAAUGCAUAUGAGAAUGAGUGAGAAUUGUCAAUUUUUAACUGCUGACAGUCAUGAAAGAUAUGGCCAUAGUGAUGAGCAUCAAAGCAGUACCUUGUUGGAUAGCGAGCCAGAAGUUUCUGUCACACAGUACAGUGAGCAGUCGUCAUGUAAGAAAACUUGGAAAGUGUCAAAGAAGCCCUCUAACGACAUGUGUAACACACACAUGACAAAUGAUAGAGAGGAAAAAGGUAAUUAUGGAACUUCGUCUAUAGCUGUUAAUGUCAGUGCCCAGGCUGAUCUACUUACUGCAAACAGAACUGACAGAUGUGGUAUUUGUGGCAAAUUGUGUGCUAGGUCAGGUGAUCUCAAGAGACAUUGUUACAUUCAUACCGGGAAAAGGCUUCACAAAUGUGAUAUUUGUGACAAAUGGUUUGCCCGGUCAGGUAAUCUAAAGGCACAUAUGUUAAUUCACACUGGAAAGAAACCGCACAAAUGUGAGAUUUGUGGGAAAUCUUUCACGGUGUCAGGUAGUCUCAAGAAACACGUAUUACUUCACACUGGAAAGAAACCUCACAAGUGUGAGAUUUGUGGGAAAUGUUUUGCCUUGGCAAGCAGUCUCAAGAUACACACAUUAAUUCACACUGGAAUUAAACCUCAUACAUGUGAGUUUUGUGGGAAAUCUUUUACUAUGUUAAGUUAUCUCAAGAAACAUGUAUUAACCCACACUGGAAAGAAACCUCACAAAUGUAAAAUUUGUGUGAAAUCUUUUGCUAGGGGCCACCUUCUCAAGAGACACAUAUUAAUUCACACUGGAAAGAAACCUCACAAAUGUGAGAUUUGUGGGAAAUCUUUUGCUUGGUCAUAUAAUCUUAAGAUACAUUCAUUAAUUCACACUGGAAAGAAACCUCACAAAUGUGAGAUUUGUGGGAAAUCUUUUGCUAGGUCUGGUGAUCUCAAGCAACAUUCAUUAAUUCACUCUUUAAAGAAACCCCAUAAAUGCGAUAUUUGUGGGACAUCUUUUGCUUCGUCAGGAAAUCUCAGGAAACAUGUAUUAAUUCACAUCGGAAAGAAACCUCACAAAUGUGAGAUUUGCAACAAAUCGUUUGCCCAGUCACGUCAUCUCAAGCAACAUGGAUUAAUUCACACUGGACAGAAACCUCACAAAUGUGAGAUUUGUGGGAAAUCUUUUGCUAGGUCAGGCGUUCUCAAGCAACAUUCAUUAAUUCACACUGAAAAGAAACCCCACAAAUGCGAUAUUUGUGGCAAAUCGUUAGCCACAUCAGGUUCUCUCAAGAGACACACAAUAAUUCACACUGGAAAGAAACCUUACAAAUGUGAGAUUUGUGGGAAAUCUUUUGCCCAUUCAGGUCAUCUCGAGAGUCACAUAUUAAUUCACACUUUAAAGAAACUGCACAAUUGAGAUUUGUGGCAAAUCAUUUGCUAGAUCAGGUGAUCUCAAGACACAUACGUUAGAACACAUUAGGAGAACUCACAAAUGUGAUGUGACAAAAGUUUCAUUCAGGUGGGAACUCUUAAGACACAUGCACUACUUCACAUCAAAAAGAAAUUACGACAAAUAGAUUUUCCUGGUUGGUGCUCUAAAGGCCUAUAAAACAAUGGAUGUGGCAGGGGGACAGUAAAUUGCAUUGCCUGUGAAAUAAAAUUAAAAUGUGGUAGGAUUGUGAAAAAAUGUGCAAUAAUGUGACAAUAUAUAAAUCCGUAUCUGCCACUUUACAUGUCAAGAAAUGGUAAUCCUAAAUACUCCAGAAACAUGAAUCAAAUGUGUUUUUGUCAUUAGCACUGCUGCUUUUUCCUAUAGAUCUUGAGACAAGAAGAUUGUGAAUUCUGAUAGAUCCUUAAAUUUGUCAGUGAUCAUAAGUACUAUGCAAUAUUCAGUAUAAGGCCAAGGUAAUGUGAUGACUUGCUGUUUAUUAUUCCAAACAAAGUCAUCAUGUAGUACUUGUAUCUAUGUAUUUUAGAAACAGUGAUAGUAAAAAUA